This is a messenger RNA of Aplysia californica (California sea hare), 3410 nucleotides long. RefSeq lists its product as uncharacterized. NCBI's taxonomy places the organism in Eukaryota, Metazoa, Mollusca, Gastropoda, Aplysiida, Aplysiidae. The transcript has 4 exons. Gene Ontology annotation, biological process: regulation of exit from mitosis. Gene Ontology annotation, cellular component: nucleus. Bases 21 to 1283 code for a protein of 420 amino acids. The record is from RefSeq and is a predicted model, not a curated record.
UACGUUGAUGACACAGUGUCAUGGCGGGCGUUUCGAUUUCGAAUGAACGUCGUCACACACCAUUGCCAUGUUCCUAUGAUAUUGUGUUUGACGGAGCUAUUCUCUCGAGAAACAGAGGGUCGCUGGUCGUUGAGCUGAUCAAAUAUCUUCUCUAUGAGCGCCAGCAGAUUCCUGUCCCUUUUGAUGAUUUGGACAAGUUUCUAAGAUCGACCAGGACAAAUUCUCAAUCUCAUUCUCGCUUUCACCAUCAAAAUGGACAAUUCGGACAAAGUGAGAGCCUGGCAAGGACAUUUCUAUCAAAAUUUUCAUCGUCAAAGAAUCAUCAGCAACAAAAGACAGAAGGCGUGAUCACCAACUUGUCUAACAUCUUUGACCAGCUUCGGAAAGCUUUUGAGAGUUGUCCUGAAAUUGAACAGGUGGCAGUUGUCUUUGGAGCAACUGUGGUGAGUCCAAAAGAAUCCUAUGUGAUAAACUUCCCGCCCCCUUGUGCUGAUGCAGAUUGUUUGCCGUUCUUAUCAUGCAAGAGAACCCUAUUCAAACAGAUCAUUGAUAAGGACAUCCUUGGAGUAAUGAGACAUGAUUUAUCGCCUACCAACAUGAUGUUGCUGUUAUCAGCUCCUCGGACUUGUCCUGUCCAGUGGUUCCUCCCAAAGAUAUCUCUUGGCGCCCCACAGCGAGGAAAUGUUAUUUCUUUCAAUUUUUACUGUUCAUAUGUUGUGCCCUUCUGUCAUGAUUUAACGUUCAACGGCGAUGUCUCAGUGCUGUCAGGUAUAGAGCUACUUGACUGCUCUCAGUGCCAACAAGAAGACCUUCAAACCCCAGCAGGGACAGAAGGUGAUGGGCAUUGUGCGGCUAAUGGUGUUCUUCCGGUAAAAUGUAAAAGGACCUUAAUCCCGGAGAUCGGAGUCAAUGGAGUUCGUGUUGGGGCAGCUGCGGAGCAUGAAUCGUCAAAUGGAAAUGCUUCCAGUGAAGAAUACUGUUUGACUUCUCAAUGCACUCAUGUAGAGCAGAGUGUCAAUGGGGUUGCUUCACGGACUUCUUGCCACAGUUGCUCUGGAAGAGACGCUGCAUCAGAGGCCAGUGUUUCCACGAGAAAAUGUCAACGCAGGUCUUUCUCUGGCCUCAAGGAUGAGACUGGCGGUGGUGUGAAGGCAUUGGAGCAUGUACAUUUUGCAUCCCCUCGUGUGGCUCUCGUUGGAAGGCAAAGUGAUUCUCAGACGUCAUCUGUGGACUGCAUCUGGUAUCAGAGCCCAUUGACAGUUAAAGGCUUUAAGGUUUCUUGAUGUUUUUCAGAGCAUUCAAGUUACCCUCAGCCGCUUGCCGAUUGUAGUUUCCCCGAUUGCUUUGUAAUAUUUUCCUACUUGUUGUCAUCACGGCUUUGCUAGGACAUGCUGUUUGCUCCAAUGGUAUCGUGCUAGGCUAUGGUGUGUAUGGUCCUGGCUCCAAUCUGUAAUUGGCUGUUCUUGAAUUCAAGAAAGUUUUCAAGGAUCUCUACCGACUUGGAUCAGUUCUAUAACUAUCAGAUUAGAACAUUGAAAUCAGGGGGUACAACAAAUUUUAUAACCCGACAGUGUCAACACACAUUCAUUAAUAAUAUUUUAUGGGUUUUGCUAUGCAGUAUGUGGUGGUAAGGCACCACUGGCAAGUUCUACUUCUUUUCUUUCCCUCUAUUGUUUUUGUGUAUCUAUUUUAUUUCUUACAUACUUGAUUAUAUCUAGUUAAGUGUUUUUCUUUGCUCAAAAUGCACUCUACUAUGUAGGAGAGUUUUUGAAAGAAGAAAUGUUUUCUUUGCAUGCUCAGCAUCAUCAUAUUUCAAUAGAAAUAAAUCAUUUGAAGGAAAAUACAAAUCCAUGCAAAAGUAAUUUCAAACUAUUCAUAAAAACUUUCCCGCUGACAAAUUGCCACUCUUGUCUUGCUCAUCCCAGUGUUCCUUGUAACAGAUGUGAAUUUGUUUUAAAGAAUGAUUUUUAAAAAUCAGGCUUCGGAUUGUUCAUUUUGGAUGUUUGUACAGCCCAAGUGUCACAAUCAACUGAAAUAUAUUGAUUUUUGCCUUGUUUCCUAUUCAGUACUGCAAUACUGCUCGCUGGGCGAGUGUAGUCUACUUUCAUAAUUGUUAGGUUACUCUGAAUCGAUCUCAUGUCAUUGAUAUAUAGAUAUAUCUGCGUUAUUGUUGAAAUAUUUUAUCACUUCACCCGAAUUUGAUGCUGUUGUCUUUCAGACAUGAUAAUUAAUUAAACAAUUAUAGUUUUAAGUACCAUAUUUGUAUGGCAUGAUGAAUAACUGUGUGCAAGUGAAAUGAAGGCUGUGCCUGACCAUCUGAUACUUUUAGAUGCUAAACUACAACCGAGUUUUAUCACUUCAAUCAUUCUUUCUUACUCCUCCCUGAAGUUUUUUUGUGCAGAGGAGGCUACAACAAAUAUAAAACAGUGAAUGAAUUUCUUUCUAAACUAUAAAAUAUCUUUAACAUGACUAUGUUUGUAGAGAAAUAAGUGUUGUUGUCAUCUUACAAGUAAUAAUCUGUACAUGCAGUAGAACAUGACUAUAGCGGCACCCGCAGCAGCGGGACCGUACCGGAAUCCUCCUUUCUUUUCUAUGUAAACUCAAUUACCUGUGCUCGGGUUUAACGGGGCGGGGAAAGGCCCGAACUUGGAUGCAGCGGGAGAGAUUGAGUGAGCUCUAGCUUGGGGCUGUAGGCAGACUCCAAACUGGCAGUCAGCGGUGCGACGUUGUGAUUGGUCAGUCCAGUGAUGAGUGAGGUGGCGCCGGCGGCAGAGAGAGAUGGUUACGGAGAGACGCGUUACAUGAGCCACUCCAAAAGUGAUGUGCCAUAGUUUAGACUCUCAGUAUGAGAGCGUAUAGGCCUUAGCCCUAGAUCUAGGCCUAGACUAGGCCAAAAGUAAAAGAAGAGGAGAGCUUGUAGACCUAGUGUGUGAUUCCCGAUUCAUUGAAUUGUGAUCUUUGAUGCUCAGGCAUACACACGCAUCCACUUCACCAGUUCUACAGUUGGCCUACCGGUACAAUAGACAGCACAAGCAACAAGACUGAGGAAAAGAUGGCUUCCAACAAAGUCAAAAGAAAAUAGUUUCUCACUCGAAUUGAAGGCCGAGAUAAUCAACGAAGUUGACAAGAAAAGGAAGACUAAUCUAAAGGGCAAAUUUUAUUUAUAUGCAAGGGAGGUAAUCAUGCGAAUUUUAUGGAAAAUUUUUUCUGUGAUUUCCCCUUUGCAUUCCUAUAGUGGGAACUUGCCUACAGCGGGAUAUUUCUUCUGGAACCAAAAGUCUCGCUAUAGCCGUGUUUUGCUGCAUUAACUGAAUAUUAAUGCAAAAGAUGUUAAUAAUAACGAAUCUUAAGAGAAAUAGGUUUAUUAUGUGCUUUUGCUGUCACCGUACAUAAAAUGUCAGCUGAUCAAC